AGGUAUAUAAAAGAGGUGGACCUCCCGAUAAAACGUCGAAGACGCGCUUGACGUAGCACGGCAAAUACGAAACGCUUUGGCGAGGCCUCAUCGACCAAAAGGAGACGAAGGGGAUCAGAAGGAGAAGAAGAGGAAGAAGAUCGGUCUGAGAGAACGUGGUUCAAUUUUGCCCCCCGUCCACACCUACCUUAUAAGUAUAAAAAGAUGUCGCAACCCGAACAGAGUAACAGUAUGUCCUACGAGAAGGAGAUGUCGACGUCAAAGAGCAGCUCCCUUUUACGCCUUAAUCAAGAAGUUCGGGAGUGGCCCGAUCACGAUACAGAUUCCGAGAUAAGCGAAAAUGACUUCGUUACAAAAGGUGCUUUCUUACUCACUCCGAGUCACGAAUUGAGCAUGGAUAAGGCCGCCACCAUUUGCGAGAAGAUGAAUUUCCGCGGUGCUUUUUCUUUAACAAAAACGGCAACUGGUAUACUAUUCAAAUUCAGUAGCAUCGACGAUUUUAACGCAGUGUUCAAAAAAGGAUUUCACAAAGUAACCGGAGCACGUUUUUACAAAAAGCUACCAAAUGAACGAAUGAAGGUAGCGAUACCGUGUCGACCCGCUAAAAUCUUCACCGUCUACGUACUCGACGUUCCGGAAGAAGUUCCCGAGGACGACAUAAGACAUGCUCUUUACAAGUACCGAUCGAUCGUCGAAGUCACGAGACUCCCCCUGAACACCGGAAACGUCAUGAAAGCCAUAAACGACAAGAUAAAAAGUGAGACGCAAAAUUCGAACGAGGCGCCGACCAUCUACACCGGUCCACCGAUAAUAAGAGUGACUUUGGCGAACGUCGACGAAACUUCGAUGCUUCUAAGUCGCGGUUUAGAUUUUUACGGCGCGACUUACUUCCCAACGGAAACGCCAAAUCCUUCGGCUCAACCGCUGAGCAAAUACAGGAACAACAGAUGGGCAGACAUGGCGGCUCCCGGUACCGGUCAACGCGUCAGAGAUCUACUUCCAGUUUUCGACAACGCCGGAUUCAACAAACUACCACCUCCGACAAGUCGUACGAUCAAACCGCCCAGGAAUUAGUUUUAAAAACAACAAAAAAAAACAAUCAAAAGAACGGGAACAUGUGAAAAAAAAGGAGAGAAGAAAUAGAACCACUUACGUGUGUCACUCACUCCACCGCUAGACACAUACCCGCUUACGCAUACGUUACGCACACGUAAUAAUUUGAUCCACACAAAAUAUGGAAGAGAGAUCGAGAAAAAAUAAAAUAAAUCUAACCCAAAAACAGAUCUCUGAUCAUCCGCGCGAUACGGAACGCGAUGUUGAAAUAGAAGCCAAAAAAAGGAGAAAAAAAGGAAAAAGAGAAAGACACCAACGUAAGAAUUCAGUCGCGUAUCUCGGUGGGAAAGAACAAAUGUUUGGAGUGUUUUAUCAUCGGAAUGAACGGAGAAAGAAGAGUAAAAAGAAGAGACGGACAGAAAAAAAGAGCUUCGUCCGGACAAUAAUUCCGGUGACAGCUGCUGAUUUCCGUCGUCUACAGAGACAUUGAUGCAUCAAUCGGGAAUGAAUGUUUUUUCUGACGGUUGUUUGUGCGUUACGA
Athalia rosae (coleseed sawfly) is the source of this 1594-nucleotide messenger RNA. RefSeq lists its product as uncharacterized. Lineage: Eukaryota; Metazoa; Arthropoda; Insecta; Hymenoptera; Athaliidae. The record is from RefSeq and is a predicted model, not a curated record. The transcript is spliced from 5 exons. Bases 205 to 1074 code for a protein of 289 amino acids.